AUGAUAUCCGAUGACCCCCCCUCCUGCAUCACGGACACGCACUCAUGACGAGAUAUAGCUGGAGUGGAGCUCUGUCGGGGGGGCAUGUCGUGUAUUGCGUGAUGGUUUCAUCAGCUGUGCGCGUUUUUGCAGCGGGGGUGCCAGUUGGUAGACCUCCCCUGCGGGGCAGGAAGCCCGUGUCGGGGUGUUCUGUGCCCGGUGUGGGCAGGAGAGAUCAGGUGGAGCUGCUCUCCUUGCGAGGGGAGGCAAAAGCCGUAUUUCAUCAGUUUAGGGGGACACGGCCGGGCAGGGAUGGUUCCGACCGCGCUGGGGGUGUGAUCGGCGCGGCGAAGCGGCGAUGUGGGGACCGGGCGGGCGGAGGCCGUUGCUAGGGGACAGUUCUCGCAGCUUCGGCCCCGUGUUCAGGACCGAGCUGGCCGGCCGGCGGGGCGACAGCCUGGCGCUGCAGUUUGCCGAGGAGGAGGAGGACGACGACGACUUGCAGUUUGACAACUCUGUUUCAUGCCCAGCCUCGGACUCUCCCGAGCAGUGUGAGGCUGUGGAGAAGUACUCCGCGAUCAAGGAGUUUGCCUCUGCCAUCCCUAACCAGCUGCUGCUGGGCUCUCUCCUGGAGCACCUGUGCUGUGUGUACGAGAAGGAGCCACACCGCUCACACCUCCUGUUUAAAGUGAUCAGCCAGCAGCUGGCCGCGAUGAACCUGCUGUCCCCCUUGGCGUUCAGUGAUGAGUUCAGCACGGUCAGGCUGCAGCACAACCGGGCCUUCACAGAGCUCCUACGCGCUGCCAGCAGCACCAUCCACUCUCAGGAUCGUAGACUUCUGGGUAAAGGCGCCCAGGGCCACACGGUCAGAUCCAAAGAGGACCUUUUCCAAAGACAGACAUCCCGAUAUCUCAGUGAGUUUGAGGAGAUAUCCAAGCUUGGAAAGGGGAGCUAUGGAAAAGUUUUUAAGGUGAAGAACAAGCUGGAUGGCCAGUAUUACGCAGUGAAGAAGAUUCUCAUCAAGAAAGCUACAAGGAAUGACUGCAUGAAGGUCCUCCGGGAAGUGAAAGUACUGGCGGGUCUUCAGCAUGCCAACAUAGUGGGCUAUCACACUGCCUGGAUGGAGCACGUGCAGCCUGCAGGGAAGAGCACGGCAUCUUUGCAUAAUAAUUUGCUAGCACUGGAGAGACCGUCGCAGAUGGAGGAUGGCGAGGAGAGCAGUAACAGCAGCAAUGGCGUCUCUGUAGUCUUUGAGAGCUCUGCCGCUUCAAAGAAGGCAAAGGAAGACGUGGCGAUGCCAAAACCCCUGCCACAGGACUCGCAGGGCACCGGCGCCCAGAGGCAGGAGCAGAAGCCUGCAGUGUGUCCCAAAGGAAUGCACAACCCGAAGGGCUCCAUUCCCUGCGUGUAUUUAGGACCCUCUGGCCAGGCGGCAGAGGGCUGGGAUGGAGCGGUGCUUGCAGAAGAGGGCUGUAGCAGGGACAAGCUGAACCUCCAGAGCUCCUGCCUGGAGGGGGACAGCCAGACGUGGAGCAGCGUGUGCCCGCUGAGGGAAGCCUGCGUGCACCGAUCCUCGGAGGUGCAGUACCACCUCAUGCUGUACAUCCAAAUGCAGCUGUGCGAGAGCUCCCUAAUGGACUGGAUUCUGGAACGGAACGAGAGGCCCGCGGCGGAUUCUACUGCAGCCGCCUCCGGGUACAGCCUUGUGGACACCAAGCUCACAAUGAGCAUCCUUGGUCAGAUACUGGAAGGUGUGCAGUACAUUCACUCCAGAGGGGUCAUGCACAGAGACCUGAAGCCCAGGAACAUUUUCCUCCACGGCCGGGACUGCCGCGUGAGGAUCGGAGACUUCGGCCUCGCCUGCAGGGACAUGAUCGUCGAUGACAGCGGGCCCUCAUUCCCAGACACCUGCACCAUCGGUUCUGCACAUACCACUGGUGUGGGGACGUACGUCUAUGCUGCUCCAGAACAGCGGGAAGGGUCUCGUUACGACUACAAGUCGGACAUGUACAGCGUGGGGAUCAUCGCCCUGGAGCUCUUCCAGCCCGUCAGGACGGAGAUGGAGAGGGCACGAACGCUGGAGCAGCUGCGCGUGGGGACGAUUCCCGAGGCCUUCGCCCAGCGCUGGCCCGUCCUCGCCAAGUACAUCCAGCGGCUGAUCAGCCCGGAUCCUGCUCUGCGGCCCAGCGCCGCCCAGCUGCUGCAGAGCGAGCUCUUCCACCACACUGAUGAGGUGAUCCAUUCCUUACAGAGGAAGGUGGCGGAACAGGAGGUGGAGAUUGUGCAGCUGCGGAGGCAGAUCAGCGAGCUCCUGCAGGCCCAGCGCAGUGAGGACCCGCGCUAGUGGAGCAGAGGACCCCUGGCAGCUGCUGUACAGAAAUGUGAAUUUGUAAUUUACCGAGAAUACCGGCUUAUGUUUCUUUUGUAUUGUUUUAGCAUAAUGGCUGCUUUUAAAGCGAUGCGUUAUUUAAUUAGGUUUUGCCUUUCUUUAAGGUCCAUAAUAAAACAUUCGUCUACAAGG
Molecule: messenger RNA, 2500 nt
Organism: Lepisosteus oculatus (spotted gar)
Lineage: Eukaryota; Metazoa; Chordata; Actinopteri; Semionotiformes; Lepisosteidae
Source: RefSeq, a predicted model, not a curated record